AUGCCCUCCCCUGCCCGCCCUCGUCAUGUGGCGUUCUCCCACAAGCAGAAGAAGCUUCAGCUUCAGACAAAGCGCGCUAUAAAGCGCGGGGAACAAGUCGAGACUCUCGACCAUGGUAGCAAUGGGCGAAUUCGCCUGGACCGUUCCCAUCGCGCGCGCUCCGAGGCCCACGACGGCGUCGAGCUAUUCAGCCGUUUCAUUGCCGUACCUCGCGACUAUGUCGUCCGCACACGCGACGCGGCAUGGAAUGAUGAGAUCCCCAGGCCAAUUCCAGACUCGGUCGCCUCUUUUCCGCUCGAGCUGGUUGAUAACCCAGCAGCCGCAGGGUUGUCCAUCCCCAGCCGCCCCGCGUUCACUCCCGGCCAAACGAAGCGAGAGGUUGAACAGAAUGAAGAAGCAGUCUUCCAAUCAUGGCUCGAAAAUGCGCGUGAAACUGUCGAAGCUUGGGUUGAUAACGACGGGCUCGACGCGUCAGAGGAUUUCCUACCUCUGCGCAGUCCAAGCUCGUUCGAAACGAACCUUGAAGUCUGGCGCCAGCUGUGGCGUGUGGUGGAAGUCUCCUCCAUUAUCCUUCUCCUGGUCGAUGCCCGUUGCCCAGCCGUUCACUGCCCACCAUCUUUGCGGACCUACCUGCGACUGCUGCGGCCCCGUCGUGAGAUCAUUUUAGUCCUUACCAAGAUUGACCUCGUCGAUCCUGCGGCUCUUGAUGCGUGGCGUAUUUGGCUCAAGCAGUGGUGGAUGUCGGGACCUCCUCAAGGCGACGGCGAACUCGAGCCUCAGGUCGUGUCCGUGUCCUCGUACGACACCGCCCUGCUGCACGGGCAAGGCAAAGCCCGCCAUCGCCCCUACAUCCCAGACACCGCUCGCGCCGCCCUUCUCGACGCGCUGCAGAUCGCUCAUGCCCGGCUGUUGUCUCCUCCCUCAUGGAUCGCCGCGGAUCCGCAAGCAGCGGCUUCGUGGAAGCCACCAGUGCGCGAAAGUGUGCAUUGGGACGAGCUGGAAUCUGCCUCUGCUUGCAUCGAGGACGAUGAGGGGCACAGCGAUGGAGUCAAGUACGAGCAACCGCACGCUGGAUCACCUGAGCACGACCCCGAUGCGCACCCUCUCACAUUCGGCCUCAUCGGCCAGCCUAACGUGGGCAAGUCGUCUCUUCUCAACGCGCUUCUGGGCGAGACACGAGUCCGCGCAUCAAGAACUCCGGGCAAGACCAAGCACUGGCAGACUAUGCUCUGGGGCGAGCGCCGCGAAGUGCGCAUUGUCGAUUGCCCUGGUCUCGUCUGCCCGAGCCUGGUCCCAAUGGAGCUCCAAGCUAUGAGCGGAGCCAAGUACCUCCCAUUGGAACGCAUCUUCAACGUUCCUGCACCCGAGAUCAUCAUCGAUGAUAUCGAGUCCAAGAAGACGUGGCGUGGGGGUUCCCGCCCAACUGUCGCUUCGAAGCCGAAGGGCCCCAGAUGGACCGCAGGUGACAUCAUGGACGGGCGAGCGACAGAGCGAGGCUUCAUGACAGCCAAGUCGGCACGUCCUGACGCCAAUCGCGCGGCCGACGGCAUGAUGCGAGCACUUGCCGAAGGGCGAGUCCGCUGGUGCUUUUGGCCUCCCAACUCGAGUCCGCACCGCGACGGCGACGGAUUGUGGUUGGGUCGAAGCCACGGCAGCGGGAGCGAAUGCUUCACGGACCUUGACAGUGAAACGGGGGCCUCGCCACAGAGGGGCCUCACAAUGCCGCUGGCCGCUACGAAGGCAGCGCUGCCCCGUACACCGGCCGAGGACACGGACGAGAGCAGCGAUAGUGACACUGCAUUCACCGAGGCUAACAGCGCGAGCUUUUUCGCAGCACUCAGCGUUGACAAUGCAAGUGAUAGCGAGGAAGAAUAA
Messenger RNA from Cutaneotrichosporon oleaginosum, 1875 nucleotides. RefSeq lists its product as uncharacterized. Gene Ontology annotation, molecular function: GTPase activity; GTP binding. The record is from RefSeq and is a predicted model, not a curated record. Lineage: Eukaryota; Fungi; Basidiomycota; Tremellomycetes; Trichosporonales; Trichosporonaceae.